CAGGUAUUUGGACAAAAUGGCUCUGACAAAUCCCAUGAACAACAUGCCUAUGGGCCCUUGGAAGAUCACCGUGUACGACCAGUACAACUUCCAGGGCAGGCGUAUGGAGUUCACCUCCUGCUGCAAUAACAUCAUGGAGUGUGGUAUGGAGAACGUGCGCUCCCUCAAGGUGGAGUGUGGCGCCUGGGUGGGCUAUGAGCACUCCAGCUUCAACGGCCAGCAGUUCAUCCUGGAGAGGGGAGACUACCCCUGCUGGAGGGCCUGGAGCGGCAACACCGCCUACCACGUGGAGAGACUGCUGUCCUUCCGCCCCAUCUACUCCGCCAGCCACAAGGAGUGCCGCAUGAUGGUGUACGACUGCCCCAACAUGUCCGGAAAGCAGUGGGAGAUGUGUGAUGACUACCCCUCCCUCCAGGGCAUGGGAUGGCAGAAUAGCGAGGUCGGAUCCAUGAUGGUGCAGAGUGGAGCCUGGGUGUGCUACCAGUAUCCCGGUUACCGUGGUUACCAGUACAUCAUGGAGUGCGACAAUCACGGAGGCGAGUACAAGCACUACAGGGAGUGGGGCAACCACGCUCAGACCUUCCAGAUCCAGUCCAUCCGCAGAAUCCAGCAGUAG
Molecule: messenger RNA, 616 nt
Organism: Engraulis encrasicolus (European anchovy)
Lineage: Eukaryota; Metazoa; Chordata; Actinopteri; Clupeiformes; Engraulidae
Gene: cryba1b
Product: crystallin, beta A1b
Exons: 5
Coding region: 17-616 (199 amino acids)
Biological process (GO): visual perception; lens development in camera-type eye
Molecular function (GO): structural constituent of eye lens
Source: RefSeq, a predicted model, not a curated record